CUUGUGGCCCGCCUGCCAAAAGAUCUCGAGGGCAGACCAGGUGAAGCCUACAGAGAGGAGGAAGCCAGGAGAAAAGGAAGGAAGGAAGGAGAAGACUUGGAAGAUGGCUUGGCUCAAGCUUGCAUUGCCGCUUUUCUUCCUGGGGGCCCUGCUGGUUUCGCCGGCUUACUGCCAACAGCCGCCUUGCGAGGUGGUCAGGAAGACGGUGCCAAGGGGCUCCUUCCAGCUGGAUGUGGAUCCUCGCGAUUAUACACCCGACGACAUCUAUACAGUAUCGAUCACCGGUGCAGAGAACGCCUCUUCCGUUAUCUUCCAAAUUCUGCCUUCGGAGAACAGCGGUGGGGGGCAGUGGGAAGAGGGGAACCGACUGGUCCGCUGCAGCCCUUCUGAUAGUGUCAUGCAGAAAAACAUCUCGGGGUCCAGCACCCGGACACGAUGGAUUUCCUCAAGCAACCUCAACAUCGGAUCGGCAGAAAUCAGAGCCUUUGUCACCUUUGCCAAUGGAACUACCCUGCUCCAGACUAGGACCCUGGCAAAAGGGGUGCUCAGCUCAGUGGCUUCGUCUUCCGUCUCCCGGCCAACCAGCAGCACUGGCAAGCCAACUCCUCUGAGCAACCCUACUGAUGGCCACCACCACAUCGCCGCUACCUCAUUCCACCAUAAUUUAGCACCUUCCCACCAAUCCACCAAAGGUCCACACAGUUCGGUCUCGGUGACCCAAGCCAGCUCGGUCCUCCUCGCCAUCCUGCAGUUCCUUUCCAUCUCUCUGGGAUACAAGCUCCUGGCCUAAGUUCUCACCCAGGUAUUAGGAGCAUACCUUCCAUGUUUGCGUACAAUCAGCAUUUGAGAACUCAUGGACCGGUUUUUCUUGGGGAUCCAAUAUCCCUCCUGCAAAAUCUCCUUCCUUCCCCGUCCCCUUCCCAGUCUCCUGCUGAACUCAGAGGCUUCAGCCUCUGUCUUGCCUCAAUCCGAAGAGAAAUGUCCAACUGCAGGGGUAUCAAACCAGGGGUGAAAUCCAGCAGGUUCUGACAGGUUCUGGAGAACCGGUAGCAGUAAUUUUGAGCAGUUCGGAGAAUCGGCAAAUACAACCUCUGGCUGGCCCCAGAGUGGGGUGGGAAUGGGGAUUUUGCAAUAUCUUUUCCCCAGGAGUGGUGGUCCAUAGUCUGUCUAUGACUUCCAGACAUAGCAAUAAACUCAAAAGUCAACAAACUGCCGCCCCAACUCAGCUGCCUGAGGCAGAUUGUGUAUUUACCUAACAGUAAGACCCUUCUGGGUCCCAAAAGUGGGAAGACACAACUGUUAUCUUAAAAGUAUAUGACUACAAUCUAGGCAAAAAUGUUCCUUAAAAAGUAAGACACACACACACACCCCUCCCCAGAGCGUCCUCUUGCAGUUUCCAUUCUUCCAUAGCGAGAAGAAUUGCAGAGUUUGAUUUGGGGAGAGGGCACUCAAGGGCAUUCGAGGCUCGGAUAAUCAGACUAAAAGGGUGAAAGGACUGUCACAAACUGGAACUGACAUUCUUCUCCUCCCACCCCCUGUCCUGCAAAGAUGCUGACCAAAGCGUUUCGUAACAGGCCAGUCGGACAACGCGGAUCGCUCAAAAGCUUAUCCGGAACGGCUGUGCUUGACUGCCAACCGAAAUACCGAAAUUUGAAAAGUUCUCAAGUUAAAUUAGCCAGGGAUGAAAUCCAGCAGGUUCCGACAGGUUCUGGAGAACCAGUAGCGGAAAUUUUGAGCAGUUCGGAGAACCAUCAAAUGCCACCUCUGGCUGGCCCCAAAGUGGGGUGGGAAUGGGGAUUUUGCAUUAUCCUUCCCCCAGGAGUGGGGAGGAAAUGGGGAUUUUGCAGUAUCCUUUCCCCUGGAGUGGGGUGGGAAUGGUUUGCAGUAUCCUUCCCAUGCCAUGCCCACCAAGCCACGCCCACAGAACUGGGAGCCAAAAAAAAAAUUGGAUUUCACCACUGAAAUUACCCUCUUUUCAACUGUUGGUCCAACCAAUCAUCUGGACUGCGGAUCUUUCACAACUGCGAGACUGGAAAAAUCUCUCCCUCCACCUCCUUUUUUUUUUUUUUUUACACUUUCUGCUAUUUAAAUCCCCUGCCGGUAAGGCAUUCUCCUGUGUUAAAAAGGGAAAAAAGUCUUUUUCUUUUCUCCAAAAAUAACUUGGGAGCUGCUCGCUGCUACUAUUACUACUAUGUGUCUGAAGAACCAAUUGCCUUGGGGUUUAAAAAAGAAAUAAAGAAAUUGGAGUGGGGCCCGGAAGAAACAGAAGAGAAGAAGGGAUUUUGUAAGCUCAGGAGUCCCGAAGUUGGACUUCCAAAAGUUCUGUGCGUGUUACUGAUGGUUUUUUGGGGGGUUUUUUGUACAUACUGUAUCUUUGGGAGACGUAUUUUGAAACUCCACUGUGCUUUCCGAAGCCAAUAAAAUACCUUCGUGAGA
Messenger RNA from Ahaetulla prasina, 2436 nucleotides. Its product is annotated as placenta-expressed transcript 1 protein-like. Gene Ontology annotation, biological process: wound healing, spreading of epidermal cells; negative regulation of cell-matrix adhesion; positive regulation of cell migration. NCBI's taxonomy places the organism in Eukaryota, Metazoa, Chordata, Lepidosauria, Squamata, Colubridae. The transcript is spliced from 4 exons. The coding region runs from base 104 to 790 and encodes 228 amino acids. The record is from RefSeq and is a predicted model, not a curated record. Gene Ontology annotation, cellular component: external side of plasma membrane; apical plasma membrane.